This is a messenger RNA of Penicillium chermesinum, 1278 nucleotides long. Its product is annotated as putative disulfide isomerase. Gene Ontology annotation, molecular function: protein-disulfide reductase activity; protein disulfide isomerase activity. The transcript has 4 exons. Gene Ontology annotation, biological process: response to endoplasmic reticulum stress. Bases 1 to 1278 code for a protein of 425 amino acids. Gene Ontology annotation, cellular component: endoplasmic reticulum lumen. Lineage: Eukaryota; Fungi; Ascomycota; Eurotiomycetes; Eurotiales; Aspergillaceae. The record is from RefSeq and is a predicted model, not a curated record.
AUGCUUCCUCAAAGCUCGACUGGCCUGUUAGCCGCUUUGCUGCUCUCCGCUUUGCCCGCCAAUGCGGAUGGCCUUUACACGAAGAAGUCGCCGGUCCUCCAGCUGACUCCAAAGACCUAUGGAUCGCUAAUUGCUAACUCAAAUCACACUUCGAUAGUCGAAUUCUAUGCGCCAUGGUGUGGCCACUGUCAGAACUUAAAGCCGGCCUAUGAGAAAGCAGCUCAGAACCUCAAUGGCCUGGCAAAGGUGGCCGCUAUCAACUGCGACGAAGAUGAGAACAAGCCUUUCUGUGGACAGAUGGGUGUCCAGGGAUUCCCCACAUUGAAGAUUAUUGUGCCUUCGAAAAAGCCGGGGAAACCUCGCGUGGAAGACUACCAAGGACAACGGUCUGCUAAAGCGAUCGUGGAUGCCGUGGUUGACCGUAUUCCGAACCACGUCAAACGCGCGACAGACAAGGAUUUGGAUAAGUGGGUGGCACAAAAUGAGGACCGGCCCAAGGCCAUCCUCUUCACAGAAAAAGGUUCAACCGGCUCAUUAAUUCGGGCUCUGGCAAUUGAUUUCUUGGGAGCAAUUGAUGUCGCCCAGCACUGGUCGUUUUGCCCCGGGGCCGAUGCGGAGCCAAAGAUCUACGAAGGCGAACUCAAGAAAAAGCCCAUCACCGAGUUUCUGAGUCAAUUUGCGGCCCCAAACCCGGACGCGACGGGCGAGGCUGCAGGUGACUCUAAGCCAAAAUCCAAAUCAAAGGCCAAGCCCACCAAGAACGGUAAACCAGAAUCUAGAGAAGAUGCCGUGGAAAAUCAGGAACCGGAGGUCAAGCCCACACAAGAACCAGUUGCUGCGCCAUCCAUCCCAAGCUUAGAAACUCUCGAGGAGCUCAACUCUAAAUGUCUGGGACCAAAAACCAACACCUGCGUUCUCGCCCUAGUUGCAGACCCGGAGAAAGCAAAUGUACUGUCGGCAUUGUCGGAAAUUGCCCACAGACAUAGCCAACGCGGAGCGCAGUUAUUCCCCUUAUUUGAUAUCCCCAGUGCCAAUACUGGGGCCCAGUCUGUGCGUACUCAAUUGGGUCUUGGCGAUAGCAAUCCAGUCGAGCUGCUCGCCAUCAAUUCUCGACGUGGAUGGUGGCGCCGAUACGAAACUGCAAAUGAUCUAAGCAUUGCAGCUAUCGAGGCCUGGUUUGAUGCCGUUCGGCUGGGCGAUGGUGCCAAAGAGAAGCUACCCGAAGGAAUUGUAGACGCUCCGCAGGACAAGGAGACAUCUGACCAUGAUGAGCUGUGA